Ziziphus jujuba (common jujube) is the source of this 4041-nucleotide messenger RNA. RefSeq lists its product as uncharacterized. Bases 192 to 2471 code for a protein of 759 amino acids. The transcript is spliced from 5 exons. NCBI's taxonomy places the organism in Eukaryota, Viridiplantae, Streptophyta, Magnoliopsida, Rosales, Rhamnaceae. The record is from RefSeq and is a predicted model, not a curated record.
ACUCAGAAAACGAAGAUUUUAGUAUUUUUGGAUCUCUGUUUCCCGCCGAAGAUAUAUUUCCAUGUCCCAAAAGUUCAAAGAGAUUUUGGGUGGUGUCAAUUGCUUUCACCAACUCUCAGAUAUUCAGAACCUUCUUCAUUUUCUUCUUCUCCUUCUGAUUCUGAAAGCGUAAAUAUUUCUGGGUGGUAAAGAUGGGUUCCAAAAGGGCCACGAAGCGCCCAAAACCUACCGUCUGCCAAGCCAAACCUCCUUCUAAUCACUCUCCCUCUCACACUCUCCAAACCCUAAUCUCUGCAAUUCAAUCCUCUCAGGGUAUUAGGUUGCCAUAUUUGAAAAGUCUCUACUACUUUCUAGUUUAUUUCUCAUCGAAUGGACCAGCACGGAGUUGUAGCAUGGAAAGUGCUUUAGAUAGCUUGGAUGGUCGUUUGAAAUUUGAAGAUAUACAUAGUUUAGCUGAUCUUUUGUUUGAGAAACUGCUUACCAGUUUCAAAAUCUUGUUUUCUGAUGAAUGUGCAAAGGCCUCUGUUCAUGAAUUAACCCUUCUCUUAAGGUGUUGCAUGCUAAGCUUGACUUUGGCUGACCAAAAUUUUGUUCUUGAGAAAGCCCAAGUUCUUCUUUCGGUACUUGGGAAAAUAUUUUCUUUGGUUAGAAGUGGAGGAAAUGAUAAAAGUUCCAUCAGGCUCCACAAGUCUGCAACUCGUGAGUCCUCCUAUAGUGGUGCUUCCUGCUCCGUUUCUGUUUCCGAGGACUUCUUUGCCUCCUUAUCUAUCUCAGAAUUUUCUGAUCCAUGCAGGCCGCAUCUAUGUGCAGUGCUUGAGGUAUUUGCAGAUGAGCUUUUAAUGCACGAAUUGUUGAGGAAGUGUUUUAUUCUUGCUGAUUCUACUUUAAGUAGUGCGAUGUUUAAGUGCCACUCAUUUAAUGCUGACGCUGGAAUUGUUCUUGAGGUGGUUUCUAUUCAUUUCAUCCAAUCUCUCUCUGAUGGGGAAGCACUUGAGAAUUUCCUCAACAGAUCAAGUUGCAAGCAUGGCAAGGAGUUUAGAGUUCCUGAACUGAGUCUGACUGUCGCUGUAUCAUUGCUUCUCAACCCCAUCAUUCUUUCGGCACCAAAAUUGUUCCAUGCACAUCUGAUUUUGUUAAUCUCUGAAGUCAUCAAUACUGGGAUGUUUCAUGAGAAUAGAAGACCAGAUCUUAGACAUAGAGCCUCCUACCUAACAGCAUUUGAAAGUUCUGUCAUCUUGUACACAAAACACUUGUCUAGUUUGCUUCAGGAUGGUCACUAUAUGGGUGCUAAAUAUUCUGCAAAUUCUUUUAUGUUUGGGAGCUGUCCACCUUCUUUUGAAUCUUUAAUCCAAGAAGUGACAAGGGAUAAAAUUUAUGAUACAAUUACAAAAUCAGAUUCUUUAUGGGAUUCACAUGCAUGUAAUAUGUUCAUCAAAACAAGAUCUGACCUUGUGGCUGAUUCUAUUGCAUACGUAAACAAGAGUGAAUGUGUUGAUGAGUCAUGCAAAGAUGAUGUUUUGUCAAUAUUAGGUAAUAUAAUAUUCGGAGCUUUUUCUGAUGGUGUUGGUGAUAGUGCAUUAUAUAAAAAGGGAGAUACAAGCCUUGGAGAUGUCUAUCUUCUGGCUUCCUUAUUAAAGUUAAUGAGUGAUUCAAUGUCAAAUGCUAUUUGGUAUUUAAGGUCGACUGUAAGUUUGGGUUGUUCAAAAUCCUUGGAAGGUGCUUCAUGUAAGGAAUAUGAUUUCAUAAUGGGCGUCAUAGACUGCUUUCAACAAUUCCCUGUGUAUCUACCAUAUCAGAAGUUGUUAUUUGACAAGAUGAAAACUAACCUGUCCAGGCAUAAGACAUCCAAGUGGAUGCUUUUGCAUUUUGUAGGCUUGCUAUCAUCAAGUUUUGCUAGUGGGGUUAAUUUCUUAGUGAAGGGCUGUGUAUCUACAAUCAUGACACUGAUGAAUCUCUAUGUUCUUGAAGAGGGUAACAUAAUUGCUUUGAAGUCCUUGCUUGAUUCUGUUUCAGAGUCUUCUUCCAAAUUAUCUUCUGACAAAGUUGGAAAGGUCCCAUUGGAUGAGAAAUCAAGCAAAAAGAUUGCAUCAAAGUUUCAGAAGAUACAAACACUUCGCUUGAGAACCAAUUCAUUCACAUGCUUCCAUCAAAGAUCAGAAAAUGAAAUGGAAGGAACUUUGAAAAAUACCUCCAUUCUUAACUGCACGAGAGAGUCUGCUGUUGGCAUUGAGGAGGAAACAGAGGAAUCAUGUAAUGGAACAAUGUUUCUUGAUUGCCUUCUUGAAGGCUCUCACAAAAUAUCUGAUUUUGAUGAUUUAGCGAGCUUCAUUGAAUGUGAUCCUCGGAAGGAUUAUUCUAGCUGGCUGAAGGAGAAAAAAAGAUAUCGGAAGCAGAAAUAUGAGAAAAUGGCAGUUUUAAGAUGGGAGAGAAAGAAAAGGUCUUUGAAAUCUAUGAUGGCAAGGAAAACUUAAAUCUGUGUUUGUGUUUUGUAUCUGCAACUUAAAUUCUUUGAAAGAGGGAGCAGAGGUGGUAGGGAUUAAUCAUGUAGCUGAUCUGAUGGAUACAGGAGCUAAUGUUUGGAAUCUGGAUAUGCUUCAAGAACCACACAUCUGAUUCUGUGGAGGCAAUACGAAGAGUAAUUGGCCUAGAGUCACAUGCAGCUAUAAAUUGCUCUGGACUGGGAGCGAUGAUGGUUUGUACUCCGUCAAGACCUGCUAUAAUGUCAUCCAAGAUGAUGGUCUCGUUCAGAGUUUGGUUAUGUAUGGACUCUCAUCUGGAAGGCGCAUCUAUGAGAGGCUCGACCUGUUUUUGUGGAGGGUGCUCUCUAAUGUUUUGCCCACCAAAUUCAUGAUUUGGUCCUGGUCCUGGAUUGGGAAAGGGUACAAAGGUUGUACCUUUUGUGGGAAUGAGGAAGAAUCAACUUCAUGCCUCUUCAGAGAUUUCCACUUUAUAAGACCUAUAGUUUUUGCUAGUAGAUGGGGGCUGCGGUUGGACAAAAUUUGUUGUAAUUAUAUGGAAAAGUUGGUAAAAUGGUGCUUAAACCCCCCAAGAGAUUUCCCUAAGAGGAAUAUGAAGCUGUGUAUGUUUUUGUUGGUUUCUAUGUUCUAUAUAACAUGGAAUGUGAGAAAUGAGAAAAUCUUUGAAGGGAAAAAAUCUGUUAGACCAAGUGCUGUUUAAUUUGGUAGUUUCGUCGAAAAAUUUGCAAGCUACCAGGAUCAUGAGCAAGCUUCAUCAGAUAAACCACUAAGCGCUAAGUGGAAUCCGCAUUUGCUAGGCUGGAUAAUCAUGAAUGUGGCAACAAAUUGGAGGGGAAUGUGGUUGCUGCGUUGGUGAGAGAUUGUAAAAGGAAGGUUCUGUUUUUAGCAAUGAAGACUAUGCAAUCCUUAACAGCAGAGCCGGUAGAGGUUAAGGCUUUGGAGUGGGCUACAGACAUUGCGGAAGAGUGAGCAUGGAGAAAUGUUGAAUAGAGCAGUGAUGCCCAGCAACUGGUGAAACGGAUUUGUUUAGGAAAAAGAAUCUAGCACAUGGAACAUUUCGCAGAAUGGGCUCUUACUGCUAAGACAGGUUAUUUUCUCACUCUUGGAACAUUUCGUGGACUGCAAGAGAAGCCAACAAAAUGGCAGGCUUGGCUGCCAAAAUUUCCCUUCAAUGGAAUAUUGAUUUUGGUUUUGAUGGAUAUUCUUUGGAGGAUACGCCUCCUGUUUUAUGUGCUCAACUGUUAAAAGGAGGAAGUUGAAGCUGCAAUUUCUGUGCGAUCCCCCUAUUUGGGUUCCUUUUUUGCUUUUAAUGGAGAUUUUUUUUAGCCAAAAAAAAGAAAAAAAAAAAAAGAAAAGAAAGAAGUUAUAAUGCCUAAAUGUAUUUCAGUAUAUGUUUUGUGCCUGAAAACUGCUAGGGAGAAGGGAAAAAAUGAACCUUUCCUAGUCUAAGUUAAGUGCAAUAUUUCAAUGCAAAAAUUUACCAAAAUAAAAACAUUUCGAGGCAACAUGGAAGUAAAAUGCAAUUUAUCCAUUUGUAUUUAACCAAACGUCAGAUUAAUGGAAG